This is a messenger RNA of Geodia barretti, 1542 nucleotides long. NCBI's taxonomy places the organism in Eukaryota, Metazoa, Porifera, Demospongiae, Tetractinellida, Geodiidae. The record is from the annotation of a GenBank genome assembly.
AUGGCGCGAAUCGCAGACGACAUCGCGACGGAAGGCGCGGUCCUCCCAGUGCCGCUCAGCGAUGCGCUGAGCGAGCGCUACCUCGCCUACGCGCUCUCCACCAUCACCGCGCGCUCGCUGCCCGACGUGCGUGACGGGCUCAAGCCGGUCCAGCGCCGCCUUCUCUAUGCCAUGCGGGCGCUGAAGCUCGACCCCGACGCGGGUUUCAAGAAGUGCGCGCGCGUGGUGGGCGACGUGAUCGGCAAGUACCAUCCCCACGGCGAUUCUGCGGUGUACGACGCGCUGGUGCGGCUCGCCCAGACCUUCGCCGCGCGCUACGCGCUGGUCGAAGGCCAAGGCAAUUUCGGUAACGUCGAUGGCGAUAACGCCGCGGCGAUGCGCUACACCGAGGCGCGCCUCACCGAGGUCGCGCAGUCCCUGCUCGACGGCCUCGACGAGGACGCCGUCGAUUUCCGCGAGACCUACGACGGCGGCGACAGCGAGCCGGUGGUGCUGCCGGCAGCCUUUCCCAACCUGCUCGCCAACGGGGCUGCGGGAAUCGCCGUCGGCCUCGCCACCAGUAUCCCGCCCCACAAUGCGGGCGAGCUUUGCGACGCGCUCACUGCGUUGCUGAAGGACCCAAGGCUCUCCGACGAGGCGCUGGUGACGCUCGUGCCGGGACCGGACUUCCCCACGGGUGGCGUGCUGGUGGAAGCCCGCGCGCAGAUCGCAGACGCCUAUGCCACGGGGCGCGGCGGCUUUCGCGUCCGUGCUCGCUGGGAGAAGGAGGACAUCGGCCGCGGCCAGUACCAGAUCGUGGUCACCGAGAUUCCCUAUCAGGUGCAGAAGGCGCGCCUCAUCGAGCGCAUCGCCGAGCUCCUCCAGGCCCGCAAGCUCGCCCUGCUCGCCGACGUCCGCGACGAAUCGGCCGAGGACGUGCGGAUCGUGCUCGAGCCCAAGAGCCGCACCGUCGAGGCGGAGCUCUUGAUGGAGAUGCUGUUCCGCCAGACCGAGCUGGAGAACCGCAUCGGGCUCAACAUGAACAUGUUGGAUGCGGCGGGCGUUCCCCGCGUGAUGACGCUGAAGCAGGUGCUUCAGGCGUUUCUCGACCAUCGGCGCACGGUCCUGUUGCGACGUACCGCCCAUCGGCUGGCGGCGAUCGCCCACCGACUCGAUGUGCUCGGCGGCUAUCUGGUCGCGUACCUCAACCUCGACGAGGUGAUCCGCAUCGUCCGCGAGGAGGACGAGCCCAAGGCGGCGCUGGUGGCCGCGUUCGGGAUCAGCGACGUGCAGGCGGAAGCGAUCCUCAACAUGCGCCUGCGCGCGCUGCGCAGGCUCGAGGAGGCGGCGAUCGGGCGCGAGCACGAGGCGCUGGAGGUCGAACGCGCUCAGCUCGAAAAACUCGAGAAGAGCGCACGCCGGCAGAAGACCGUGCUCCUCGCCGAGAUCGCAGAAAUCAAGGAGCGCUUCGGGCAGGAGACUGUGCUCGGCGCACGCCGCACCGCCGUUGGCGGGGCGACCCCGCCGCAGACGGUCCCCCGUGGAGGCGCUGGUGGAGCGUGA